AUGAGUACUUCAACCAACGUUAAAGAAAUAGGUUAUGCUUUCCUGAAGACUUACUAUCAGCGGAUGCGUAACGAUCCUUCAAAAAUUCACCAUCUAUACUCCGCGACGGCCGAGCUAACGCAUGUUGACUAUCAAGUUGACUUAAUCAGUGACAAGCCCUCAUUACCUACUAUAAAGCUGAUCGGCAAAGACAACAUUAAUAAAUAUUACACUAGACACAGUAAAAAAGUCACUACUGUGAAAGUCAAGGUCGAUUCAUGUGAUUUUCAGUUUACUGGCUCGAACAAUGUUAGUAUCUUAAUACUCGCAGUGGGAGAAAUGUGCUGGUCUCAAACACCCAGCUACAGAUUUUGCCAAACAUUUAUCUUAACUCCAGCUACAAAUAAUCCAGAAAUAUACGAUGUCACAAAUGAUAUCUUACGUUUCAUUCCGGAAGUAACGUUAACUUUACAUGAAACUGAACCCAACUUUGAUCCAAAAGCUGCUUUGAUGGAAUCAAUGAAUGAAAAUGAGGAAAAUCAAAAAGAGCCCAAUGGAGUGGAGAACACUGAAAGUUCAACUCAAGAAUCAUUAUCAACUAAAAAUACGCAUGAAAAACCUACGAUUGAGGAGAAACCAUCAUCGGAUCAUCCUAAAUCUAAAAUGGGUGACGGAGAAUUGGAGGACGUGCAAAUGGAAAGCAAACAGCCUCCUUCUAUGGUGCGAACAACAGCGUCGUUAACCGACGAUGAGACCCAAAAACCUAUAGAUAAUAUAAAAGAUAUCGAAGAGUCGAAGGAGUCAGUUGAAACUUCUGAGCAAAUUAAUGGUACUACUGACAAUGACUCGUCUCCUGCUGAAAAAAACAGGUCUACUGAGCAGCAGAAUGGACCUCCAAAGAAAAUGAACUGGGCUUCAAAAAUAGCAAGUUCCGAGUCUAAAGACGUUCCGAACGUAACUACAAAGUACAUCCGUGCAGAACCACAAGUGGCACCAUCAACAAAGAAACUCAUGGAAAGGAAGUCAACUUCGCCUACAGGUCAAUUGAGAGACCCCAAAAAUUUUAGAAAAAAGGUGUUCAAUUUGGUGAACAAAGAUGGAUUCUUCCCCGUUUAUGUACGGGGUACUGGUGGCGUUUCAGACGAGCAGUUAGUUAGGGCUCUUGAGUCGGAAUUUGGCGUGGUAAAAAAGAUCUCUUCUCAGGAAACAUUUGCAGUCAUAGAUUUCGAGGACCAAAGGUGUCAAACGGAAGCAAUUGAGAGAGGCAUCUUGAGGAUUAAUAACGUUGAUGUGCAUAUGGAGCCGAAAACUCUAAGAAAAUCAACGACGUCAUCAUCAUCACCCUCGCCAUCGGGACAACGGUUUGGUAGAAAACACCUGAACAAAAAAAAAAUUAGAAGAGCGAAAGAUCUCCGCAAUGAAGCAUCGAUUUAUAUAGACUAUAAAUUCUUUAGUUUCUUUCUUCGAUUGUUAGUGUAUAUAGUGUACUAG
Lachancea fermentati is the source of this 1470-nucleotide messenger RNA. Lineage: Eukaryota; Fungi; Ascomycota; Saccharomycetes; Saccharomycetales; Saccharomycetaceae. The record is from the annotation of a GenBank genome assembly.